UUGGCCGAUCGUCUUCUGUGUAAAACUGUGCGGGAGAUUAUCCCAGAGUCUGAGUCCUAUAUGGAACUGUUGGAGGUCGAGAAAAAGCUGGAUUUUGUGCUAAUGCGAAAAAGACUCACGCUACAGGAAGCUAUGAAAAGACCCGUGAAGGUCAAGCGAAAGCUCCGUGUCAUGUUGAGUAGUAUCUUCAAACCGGGAAUGCCAGCUGGUACAGUCGGCCCCGAUCGACAACUUUUGAUGGUGGAUCUGAAGGUAGAAGGUCAAUUACUGGACAAGGUUGGUACAUUUAACAGCGAUCCAAAAUACCGGCGCAAAUUUUCUUCAUUUUUCAAAUCGCUGGUCAUUGAACUAGAUCGAGAAUUCCAUUUAGUCGAAUGGCAUCGUACACCAACCACAGCUGAGACGGACGGUUUCCAAGUGAAACGUCCAGGAGACAGUAAUGUUCGUUGCACUGUGAUUCUCGUGUUGGAUCAUCAACCGCCGGAAUACAAGUUGGACCAGAGACUUGCACGCAUCUUGGCUUUACACACCGGUACUCGUUCGCAAAUAUUCUACGCUCUUUGGAGCUAUAUAAAAACGCAUAAAUUACAAGAUCCGAACGAGAAAGAUUUCAUUAAUUGCGAUCCAUACCUGGAACAAGUGUUUGGUUGUCCUCGAAUGCGGUUUGCCGAGGUUCCUAGCCGUCUGGCUCCUCUGCAACAACCCCCGGACCCAAUCGUUAUCAAUCAUAUGAUCACGGUCGAGGGCGACGCACCGAAAACUGCCUAUUAUGAUAUCGAAGUGGAAGUGAAAAUUUCCUGUUUGGAAUGUCAUUUGGUGUUUGACUCAAAAGUGGGGAGAACCGAUGCAUUACUGCUGUACGUAAACACUAAAAAUAGCUAUAGCACUCAAUUGCAUUUCUGUCGGGAUUCAUACCACAAAGUUCUCAUGAGAAAGUUCACUAGUGUGUUAUAA
This is a messenger RNA of Echinostoma caproni, 954 nucleotides long. NCBI's taxonomy places the organism in Eukaryota, Metazoa, Platyhelminthes, Trematoda, Plagiorchiida, Echinostomatidae. The record is from the annotation of a GenBank genome assembly.